CAUUAUGCAUUAUUUGAAUUCAAAUUCGCCAAUAGGCUUGCAAGCCAGACCCAUGUCAAGUUCAUAUUAUUUGAAUUCAAAUGCGCCAAUAGGCUGGCAAGCCAGACCCACGUCAAGAUGUUGAAAUUAAAUUUACUGCCGCUAGGGGCGACUAACGUGUAUAAAUACGUUGCGAUCUCGGCGGGAGUUUGAGUUGUUCAAAAUGCACAGGCGACUCUCUGAAAUCCGCAGACAGGUGAACGCAAACUUCGAUCGAGCCAUGGAUCGCAGUACCGAGGAGGCCACAGACGGACUUGUGGAUAGGUUUGCACUGUUUCGAAGGGAGGAAGGAGCAGGACCCGCACAAAGCAGCAGGAGGAGAAGACCACGGAGGACACAACUUUUGAUAAAGGUCUCCGUCCUUAAGCAGGACAUUGCGGUGUACCGCUGUACACAAGAAAUCUUAGUCACCUGCACAGUGGUACUGCAGGACACAAUGUCCCGCGAGGAGUUCCUGCACGCCCUCAGGGAUAAAGUGCCGUACAUGCCAGAGGCCUUCGACCUCUGCAGGCUCAUUGGCCGUAGAUUCAUCGUUCUGGUCGAUGUCUGCCCGAGAGACCUUCGGGGACGUGGCAUGAUGGGCCGGUCCAAUCUGUACAUCCGACCAAAGGUACCUCUGCCACCUGCUGGCCAACCCCAACCUGCCGGCCCAGAAACCCUGCACACCCUGCCCGGCCCUUCUCUACCUCCCAGCCGUUCUCCACCUCCCAGCCCAUUGCAGAAAGGACAGUACAGGCUGGUGGGGCAGAUGAUUGCCGUCUGCCUGGUGCAGGGGCAGGUCUCUCCCAGAUUUUUAUCUGAGCGCCUCUACAGACAGGUGUGUAAUCUGUCCCCUCUUCCUGCCACUUUGGAAGAGGUGACAGAUUACAAUUUGAGGACCAAGCUCCGAAAGGCAAUGUACUGA
Messenger RNA from Gadus morhua (Atlantic cod), 943 nucleotides. RefSeq lists its product as uncharacterized. Gene Ontology annotation, molecular function: ubiquitin-protein transferase activity. The record is from RefSeq and is a predicted model, not a curated record. The transcript is spliced from 6 exons. Lineage: Eukaryota; Metazoa; Chordata; Actinopteri; Gadiformes; Gadidae. The coding region runs from base 203 to 943 and encodes 246 amino acids.